Molecule: messenger RNA, 2916 nt
Organism: Pelmatolapia mariae (spotted tilapia)
Lineage: Eukaryota; Metazoa; Chordata; Actinopteri; Cichliformes; Cichlidae
Gene: cars1
Product: cysteinyl-tRNA synthetase 1
Exons: 23
Coding region: 67-2532 (821 amino acids)
Biological process (GO): cysteinyl-tRNA aminoacylation
Cellular component (GO): cytoplasm
Molecular function (GO): ATP binding; cysteine-tRNA ligase activity
Source: RefSeq, a predicted model, not a curated record
UUAUACGGGUUCUUCUUCCGGGCACGUUAUUGUUGCAUCAGCAUCCAGCCUUUGACUACUGUGACAAUGUCGGCUUCGGGAGAUCCGGCCUUUGAGUAUGGCUUCUUGCUACAGAUAAGUGAGGAGGCUGCACUGACAGUGGCCCUGAAUGACUACCUAACCUCACGCAGCUACCUGGCUGGGUUCAGCCCCACCCAGGUCGACCAGAAAGCCUUUAAGCUCCUCCACAGACCCCCAGAUCCACAACAUGUCCAUGCUCUGCGCUGGUACAGACACAUAGCAGCCCUGCAACAGGACCUCAACCCAGAAAGCAGCAUCAAAGGAAAGCGUGUCCAGCCUCCUUGGUCUCCACCAGCAGGAACAGAUGUUCCUCAGCUGCGACUCUACAACAGCCUGACAAGAGCAAAGGAGCUGUUUGUUCCUCAGAAAGGGAAUAAAGUAACAUGGUACUGCUGUGGUCCUACAGUGUACGAUGCCUCCCACAUGGGACAUGCCAGAUCCUACAUAUCCUUUGAUAUUCUGCGAAGGAUACUGAGGGACUACUUCAAGUAUGAUGUGAUCUACUGCAUGAACAUUACAGACAUAGAUGACAAAAUCAUUAAAAGAGCCCGGCAGAAUUACCUUCUGGACCAGUACAAAGAGAAACAGCCACAAGCUGCUCAAAUACUGCAGGAUGUGCUCAGCGCCAGAACGCCGUUUCAGACCCAGCUGGCUUCCACCACAGACCCGGACAAGAAGCAGAUGCUGGAAAGGCUGGACAGUGCAGUUACAGCCAGUCUGCAACCGCUGCAAGCAGCAAUGGAGAGCAAAGCCGCAGAUGAAGUCAUACGACCUCUGGCACACGUGUUGUUGGAGAAUUCCAAGGACUUGCUGGCAGACUGGUUGGAUAAACAAUUCGGAAGUCACGUCACAGAGAAUUCCAUCUUCUCCCUUCUCCCUAAAUACUGGGAAGAAGACUAUCACAAAGAUAUGGAAGCACUCAAUGUUCUUCCCCCUGAUGUCCUUACUCGAGUCAGUGAAUACGUGCCUGAGAUCGUGGAGUUUGUGAGGAAAAUAGUUUCAAAUGGUUAUGGGUACGAGUCAAACGGUUCAGUAUACUUUGACACCUUGAAGUUUGAUUCCAGUCCACAGCACUCGUACGCUAAACUGGUGCCGGAGGCGGUUGGCGAUCAGAAAGCUUUACAAGAGGGAGAAGGAGAUCUGAGCAUUUCUGCAGAGAGACUAAGUGAGAAAAAGUCACAGAAUGACUUUGCAUUGUGGAAAGCCUCCAAGCCUGGAGAACCAUCAUGGGACUCUCCAUGGGGGAAGGGGAGACCCGGGUGGCACAUUGAAUGUUCAGCCAUGGCUGGCUCUAUCUUGGGGGAGUCGAUGGACAUCCACGGGGGGGGGUUUGAUCUCCGAUUCCCUCAUCAUGACAACGAGCUGGCUCAGUCAGAGGCGUUCUUUGAGAACGAUUACUGGGUCCGGUACUUUCUGCACACCGGACACCUGACAAUCUCAGGCUGCAAGAUGUCAAAGUCUCUGAAGAAUUUCAUCACGAUCAAGGACGCCUUAGCGAAGAACACAGCACGUCAGCUCCGUCUGGCUUUCUUGAUGCAUUCCUGGAAAGACACUCUGGACUAUUCUUCUAACACGAUGGAGUCAGCCGUCCAGUAUGAGAAGUUUAUGAAUGAGUUCUUCCUGAAUGUGAAAGACAUCCUGCGUGCGCCUACUGACAUCACUGGUCAGUUUGAGAAGUGGGAGACGGCAGAGGUGGAGCUCAACAACAGUUUCUGUGACAGGAAGUCUGCCGUCCACGAGGCUCUGUGUGACAACGUGGACACCCGCACUGCCAUGGAGGAGAUGAGAACGCUAGUCAGCCAAAGCAACAGUUACAUUGCCAGCAAGAAGAGCGCCAAACUCAGGCCCAACCGCAUGCUGAUGGAAAGUAUUGCUGCAUACCUCACCAACGUGCUGAAGAUAUUUGGUGCAAUUGAAGGAUUGGACCCCAUAGGUUUUCCCAUGGGUGGACAAAGUCAGAGUGUUGAUCUGGAGAGCACAGUGAUGCCAUACCUCACAGUGCUGUCAGAUUUUAGAGAGCGCGUCCGCAAAAUUGCUCGAGAGCAGAAAGUGACAGAGCUGCUGCAGCUCUGCGAUGUUGUCCGUGACGACAUGUUGCCAGAGCUUGGAGUGCGUCUGGAAGAUCACGAAGGCCUGCCCACUGUGGUGAAACUAGUGGACAAGGAGACAUUACUGAAGGAGAGAGAGGAGAAGAAGAGGAUGGAAGAAGAGAAGAAAAUGAAGAAGCUAGAGGCUGCUAAGAAGAAACAGGAGCAAGAGAUGGCGAAACUGGCCAAGAUGAAGAUGCCUGCAAGUGAAAUGUUUCGCAGUGAAACAGACAAAUACUCAAGAUUUGAUGAAACGGGUUUCCCCACUCAUGACGUUGAAGGGAAGGAGCUCAGCAAGGGUCAAGCCAAGAAGCUCCGCAAGCUCUACGAGACCCAAGAAAAGUUGCACAACGAGUAUCUACAGAUGAACCAAAAUGGCAACUGAUUCUGCCAUUCAGCCAAUCCAUCCACACCGCAGGGAAGAACUAUAGAAUAAAUAAUAAGGCCAGAGCUUCAUUCUGUGUCUCCUCUUCAUCCUAUUUUGGUUCAGGAAACAGACGUGUGUGUGGAUUGUGUUUUGUCCAUUUACGUAACAGUUACAUUUACAUUCCAUAACCUUGCAAUAUGAGAGAAAACCACCACCGGACAUGACUUUGUUCUUGCUCUGUUGGAGUUUGGACGUCUUUCACAACAGUAAAAUCAAAGCAACAGGUAAUAAAGUGGGAUUUUGAUGAUGUGGCGGUGCAGCCUCUGUUAGCAGUGUAUGUUUUUCUUGAAACUCUGUGAUACUGCCAUUUGUUCAAGUAUUAAAGCCUUUUUUUAACAGUUA